AUGCCAAUCAACUCAACGCUCGAGGCUCACGACUUCGCGCAUAUGACCGACAUAACCCAGCAGAUCAUAACCAACGCAGAAGUCCUCUUCUCCCGCGACCACGACCUGAAAGUCAUAACCGCGCAAGCGCGAGCAAGCCUCCACUAUGCCGCCCUAAUGGCAAGCGACAACAAGUCCGCCAGCAUCAACAAGGAGUACAAAACCCUCCUCGUCAGCGCCGGCGAGCCCACCCGGCGCGAAAGCGUGCUAAAGUUACUCGAGGAAACCGAACGAAGGAUAGCCAAGCAAAUCCUGAAGCGAUAA
Molecule: messenger RNA, 303 nt
Organism: Recurvomyces mirabilis
Lineage: Eukaryota; Fungi; Ascomycota; Dothideomycetes; Mycosphaerellales; Teratosphaeriaceae
Exons: 3
Coding region: 1-303 (100 amino acids)
Source: RefSeq, a predicted model, not a curated record